This is a messenger RNA of Peronospora belbahrii, 444 nucleotides long. Lineage: Eukaryota; Oomycota; Peronosporomycetes; Peronosporales; Peronosporaceae. The record is from the annotation of a GenBank genome assembly.
AUGCGCCUCAUAAAUCUCGUAUUGGCCACAGUAAUUACACUGCUAGCUAUAAGCAAGUGCAGUCUAAGUACAGCCAAUGAGAUUGAUACGACAACUGGCUCAAUCCAGGACCAAGAGUAUGAGGGAAAUACUCGAUUGCGUAAGGAGACGAGUGAUCACCCUUUAGGUGUAGAAGAAAGAUUAAUGGGAGGACGAUUACAAGUGAAGGGAGAAAGGCUCGGACACGCUGCGGAAGUAGUUGGAUUGGAGUGGAUUCUUAAACGGAGAGCGAUUCCAGAUCAUUGGUAUAACGACAAAACGUUCCCUGGAAGAGUUCGAGUGAGGCCGAAUCAACUGACACUGCACACUGCUGAUGAAAGUAACAAUAGCAAGUCGGAGAGUCUACGUGCUAAAUUCUGCGCGAUCUAUCGAAUGAUCCUUCGCGCCAAUGGUGCGAAAUGUUAG